Messenger RNA from Colossoma macropomum (tambaqui), 4092 nucleotides. RefSeq names its product solute carrier family 4 member 4a (gene slc4a4a). Gene Ontology annotation, molecular function: solute:inorganic anion antiporter activity; sodium:bicarbonate symporter activity; monoatomic anion transmembrane transporter activity. The coding region runs from base 196 to 3600 and encodes 1134 amino acids. NCBI's taxonomy places the organism in Eukaryota, Metazoa, Chordata, Actinopteri, Characiformes, Serrasalmidae. The transcript has 27 exons. The record is from RefSeq and is a predicted model, not a curated record. Gene Ontology annotation, cellular component: basolateral plasma membrane; plasma membrane. Gene Ontology annotation, biological process: monoatomic anion transport; bicarbonate transport; transmembrane transport.
UGACGUUGGCGGACGGAGGGCUGUUAAAAUAUGAAACGGACACGUUGAGGCUUCGAGCUGUUUUGCUCUUCUACUCCUGGACAUCACAUUUUCACAUGUCGAACUAAAGGACAACCAAAGAAACCCACAGAACAAGGUGACUGAACUGUCUUGGAGCAGCUCCUUCAGAUUAGCUGGAAGACCUCAGGAUCAGAAAUGAGCGGCGCUAAGCACAAGAUGGAGGAUGAGGCGGUGUUGGACAGAGGGGCGUCUUUUCUCAAGCAUGUCUGUGAUGAGGAGGAAGUCGAAGGCCACCACACCAUCUACAUCGGUGUGCACGUGCCCAAGAGCUACCGGCGUCGGAGGCGCCACCGCCGGCGUACCAGCCACAAGGACAGAAAGGAGAAAGUGAUGGAGAAUGCCUCGGACAGGUCGGAUGCCGAAAACACUGAGGAGGCCAGCAACAGCAUCCUCAAACCACUCAUUUCUCCAGCGGCCGAGCGUAUUCGUUUCAUCCUGGGUGAGGAAGAUGAUGGACCAGCGCCUCCACAGCUCUUCACAGAGUUGGAUGAACUGCUGUCCGUGGACGGCCAGGAGAUGGAAUGGAAGGAGACAGCCAGGUGGAUCAAGUUUGAAGAAAAGGUGGAAAAGGGUGGGGAGCGAUGGAGCAAACCACAUGUAGCCACCCUCUCUUUGCACAGUCUCUUUGAACUCAGGACCUGUAUAGAGAAAGGCACCAUCAUGUUGGACCUGGAGGCUACCACUCUGCCUCAGGUUGUGGAGAUGAUCACGGACAGUCAGAUAGAGAGUGGUCUGCUGAAGGCUGACCUGAAGGAUAAGGUCAUGUACACCUUGCUGAGGAAGCAUCGCCAUCAGACCAAAAAAUCCAAUCUGCGUUCCCUGGCUGACAUUGGCAAAACGGUCUCCAGUGCAAGUAGGCUGUUUUCCAACACGGAUAAUGGUAAUACAGCUCGUAGUCCAAUCGAGAACUCAGUGCCUUGCCUAACAGCUCGCGCCUCUGAGGAGGAGCUGCAAGCCCCUGGAAGUCCGAGCAUGGGAUGGCUUAGUAGUCCCGCCACUGCGCACCGGAACUUGACGUCAAGCAGCAUGAAUGAUAUCUCUGACAAACCAGAGAAAGAUCAGCUGAAGAACAAGUUUAUGAAGAAGCUGCCCAGAGAUGCAGAGGCCUCCAAUGUACUGGUCGGGGAGGUGGACUUUCUGGACGCUCCUUUUGUGGCCUUUGUGAGGCUGCAGCAGGCCGUCAUGCUGGGAGCGCUAACAGAAGUGCCAGUUCCAACUAGGUUCCUGUUCAUUCUUCUUGGGCCAAAAGGCAAAGCCAAGUCUUAUCAUGAAAUUGGUAGAGCAAUUGCCACCCUUAUGUCUGAUGAGGUCUUCCAUGACAUUGCGUACAAAGCCAAGGACAGACAAGACCUCCUCGCCGGUAUCGAUGAGUUCUUGGAUGAAGUCAUCGUUCUCCCUCCUGGCGAAUGGGACCCUACCAUCAGGAUAGAGCCUCCAAAGUCUCUUCCAUCUUCUGAUAAAAGGAAGAACAUGUAUGCUGGAGGGGAGAAUGCACAGAUGAAUGGGGACACGCCUCAUGACGGGGGACACGGAGGCGGGGGACACGCAGUCGGCGAAGAGCUGAAAAAGACAGGGCGAUUCUGCGGAGGCCUUAUACUUGACAUCAAGAGGAAAGCCCCGUUCUUUGCCAGCGAUUUCUACGAUGCACUGCACAUCCAGUCUUUGUCUGCCAUUCUGUUUAUCUAUCUAGGAACGGUCACUAAUGCUAUCACGUUUGGAGGACUACUUGGGGAUGCUACUGAAAAUAUGCAGGGUGUGCUGGAGAGCUUUCUGGGCACAGCAAUCUCUGGAGCCGUCUUCUGCCUCCUUGCUGGACAGCCUCUCACUAUUCUCAGCAGCACAGGUCCUGUGCUUGUCUUUGAGAGGCUCCUCUUCAACUUCAGCAGGGACAACCAGUUUGACUACUUGGAGUUCCGGCUGUGGAUCGGCUUGUGGUCGGCCUUCUUCUGCCUGGUCCUGGUGGCCACCGACGCCAGCUUCCUGGUACAGUACUUCACCCGCUUCACAGAGGAAGGUUUCUCGUCACUGAUCAGUUUCAUCUUCAUCUAUGAUGCCUUCAAGAAGAUGAUAAAGCUGGCCCACUACUACCCCAUCAACUCAGACUACAAGAUUGACUAUGUCACGCAGUACGACUGCAUGUGCAUGGCACCCACUAUAGUAAAUGCUUCAGAUGUGUACAAUGAUCCAAUGGAUGGAACAACCACUUGGUACUACAACUACACUGAUUUACCACUAAAUGCUACCUGGUCCUCACUGUCAAAGAAGGAAUGUCUGAAGUAUGGUGGCGAGUUGGUGGGCAAGGCCUGCGACUUUGUGCCCGACAUCACCCUCAUGUCCUUCAUUCUGUUUUUUGGCACCUACACCUGCUCAAUGUGUCUGAAAAAGUUCAAGACAAGCCCUUUCUUCCCAACCACGGUGAGGAAACUCAUCAGUGACUUUGCCAUUAUCUUGGCAAUCCUGAUUUUCUGCUGUGUCGAUGCUUUGGUGGGUGUUGACACGCCCAAGCUCAUUGUGCCAAGUGAAUUUAAGCCAACAAGCCCUCUCCGUGGCUGGUUCGUGACACCGUUUGGGGGGAACCCCUGGUGGGUUUAUCUGGCAUCAGCUCUGCCCGCCCUGCUGGUCACCAUCCUGCUUUUCAUGGACCAGCAGAUCACCGCUGUGAUUGUCAACCGCAAGGAGCACAAGCUGAAGAAAGGUGCGGGCUACCAUCUAGAUCUGUUCUGGGUGGCUGUACUGAUCGCUUUGUGCUCCUUCAUGGGCCUACCCUGGUACGUCGCUGCUACUGUUAUUUCUAUCGCCCACAUAGACAGCUUGAAGAUGGAAACAGAGACGUCAGCUCCUGGGGAGCAGCCAAAAUUUUUGGGGGUCAGGGAGCAGAGAGUGACUGGUGUCUGUGUGUUCCUUCUCACUGGCCUGUCUGUCUUUAUGUCUCCCAUUCUCAAGUUUAUUCCCAUGCCUGUCCUCUAUGGAGUCUUCCUCUACAUGGGGGUUGCCUCACUCAAUGGAGUCCAGUUCAUGGACCGAUUGCAGCUGCUCCUCAUGCCUGCCAAGCACCAGCCCGACCUGAUAUACCUGCGACACGUGCCGCUGCGCAAGGUCCACCUGUUCACUUUCGUCCAGAUGCUGUGCCUGGCCCUGCUCUGGAUUCUCAAGUCCACUGUGGCUGCCAUUGUCUUCCCAGUCAUGAUCCUGGCUUUGGUUGCUGUGCGGAAGGCCAUGGACUACGUCUUUUCUCAGCAUGACCUCAGCUUCCUGGAUGAUGUCAUCCCAGAGAAAGACAAGAAGAAGAAGGAAGAUGAGAAGAAAAAGAAGAAGAAGAAAAGAGGGAGCUUAGAUAGUGAUGUGGAUGAUGAGAAAAGACCCCUUCAUUUCUUGAACGAUAUACAUCAUGUUGAGACACUGCGCUACUACCAGGACAGUCCGAUGUCAAGUCCAGAGAGACUGCCGUUAAACGUGCCUCAGAUUAGAAUAGACAUGGACCCAGAUGACGACAACGACGGCUACUUCUGGAGGACUCGAGGGUCCGAGACAUCAAUAUAGCCCCUCCCCCAUCCGCACAUUCAGCCAAUCAGCGCCCUACAGGAUGACCGAUCAUUGUGUGCAGUUAGUCAACAUCCACAUCAAGGUCAAGUGGAAAGCCGUCCGGUCAAGGAAUAUUUUAAGGGAACUUGAAAAGAUUUUCAUGGAUGCUUUCUGUGACCACGUCAAGGAGCGUAAUGUCUGAACUCUCAUCUAAAGUCAUCAUGGAUGCCAUUUUAAUUAUUUUCUUCAUUUCAUGCAAGAAAUCUUACUCACUGCUCGUCCACCACUUACUUCUUAAGAACGCUGGCUGACCAUCAUCAUUCCUUACUACUAUGCAAUUUGUCUGCUCGCUGUUCCUCUGAUCAACACAAAAUGCUGUAGUUGUUUUUUUUUACCACGUGUGGGGAGGAGACCCAGCCGCCCCCUUCCCAUCACAUCUCUUCUCUUUCUCACCUGAUAUUUCCUUCCUCCUUUUUUAUAUAAGGAAUUACUGUAAUUGCAUUUUCCUGU